This is a messenger RNA of Quercus robur (English oak), 1065 nucleotides long. Its product is annotated as protein SPEAR3. The transcript has 5 exons. NCBI's taxonomy places the organism in Eukaryota, Viridiplantae, Streptophyta, Magnoliopsida, Fagales, Fagaceae. The record is from RefSeq and is a predicted model, not a curated record. Gene Ontology annotation, molecular function: DNA-binding transcription factor activity. The coding region runs from base 239 to 850 and encodes 203 amino acids.
UAAAAUCUAAGUAUAUAUAACAUUAAAAUCUAUACACAAUCUGAUCCAGCGAUGCAAUAAUUAGUAGGGUGCAAACAUCUUUUAAAAGCGCCACUGGAGAUCUCUGAUCUCUCAACACCUUCUUAUUCCCAGAAAAGUUUUCAGUAAGAGCAAGUUUGGGAUUUGCAAAAAGAGACUCUCUCUCUCUCUCUCUCUCUCUCUCUCUAUUAUUUCUCUGAUACAUCACAGAAAAAGAGAGAUGGGUAGCAGUUAUUUUGGAGAGCCAAAUAUGGGAAAUGAAAGAGGGAGUGGGUCUUCUUCCUCGUCAAGGAAAAGCAAGAAGAACAAUUCAGACAAGCCUAAACAGCCACAAAGAGGUCUUGGAGUUGCUCAAUUAGAGAAGAUCAGAUUACAUGGCCAAAUGGGUUGUGCUACAUACCACCCCUCCCUUCAUGGCCCAUAUCCCACUAAUUUCAACAAUCAAGAGGAUAUGAGAAUGCAAUCUGCAACUUAUUCUUCAAUACCAUCAUCAUCAUCUUUUUCUUAUUCAUCCUCAUCAUCAUCAUCCUCAACUUCUUAUGGUUUCCACCCCAACAUCAUGAUGGGGCUAGGCGAACAUGAAAGAACAAAUAUCAGAUAUGGUGAUUCCCUACCUGCUACAACAGCAAGAUGGGACCCCAGCGGUGCAACCUUAGAGACUCAACAUUUUGAGCAGCCAAGCAUGACUAGACACCUUCUAAAUCUACCAGUAGAGGACUCACAGCAUAUAAACAGAAAGAAACAUAGGAGUAAUUCGAGGGGCUCAAGCAGUCAGAAUUCUGAUUCAAGCGACAAUCAGGAACUAGAUUUGGAGCUCAGACUGUCACUUUAAUCAGCAAUUAUCUGCCACUCAAUUGCAUGGCUUCUCAGUGCUAAUUAAAUUGCAAAAUGGCACACAGAGUUGGCAAGACAAUGUAACUUGUUAGAGGUAUCACUGGGUGUGACUCUUGUGUAAUGAAAGGUAGAUUGACUUUCUGUACAAGACAAUGAAAAUUUUCUCCUUGUUCAUGAAUUGUCAAAGAAAUGAGAAAGUCAUUAUUCUCUCUA